Messenger RNA from Fukomys damarensis (Damara mole-rat), 747 nucleotides. Its product is annotated as cystatin-M-like. Gene Ontology annotation, molecular function: cysteine-type endopeptidase inhibitor activity. The coding region runs from base 292 to 630 and encodes 112 amino acids. Gene Ontology annotation, cellular component: extracellular exosome. The transcript has 3 exons. Lineage: Eukaryota; Metazoa; Chordata; Mammalia; Rodentia; Bathyergidae. The record is from RefSeq and is a predicted model, not a curated record.
GUCUCACUAUGUAGCUCAGGCUAGCCUCAAACUUGCAGUGAUUCUCUUCCCUUAGCCUGCUGGUGCUGGAGUUAUAGGCAUGUGCCACCACACUUGGCUCAUAUAGGAAGUUUUAAAACCUGAAUGAAGACCAAAAUACACUGUGAGCAAAAUGAUUAUUGAAGAGAGACAGGACCCAACCACAAAAUAGCUAAUUUAAAAAAAAGGGAUCUUAACCUACUAUCCUAAAGCUAAUUCAUUUAUUUCCCCUUAGUCCUUAACAGGUGGAACUGGAGGGGAGGCAAAGGGCCAAUGAUACCUACCUUGUGUCUGCCCUGGCUGCAUGUUGGGGAAGAACUCGGGCCUCAUGCAAAGAAAGCAAGCGAUCUACCUACUGAACUACACCCUAAAGCUGCUGUGGCUUUAGAGUGGUGGUCCCAGCUGGUGGCUGGUGUCAAGUACUACCUGACCAUGGACUUGGAGAGCACAGCAUGCCGGAAGACCAGGGUCUCCGGAGACCACAUGGACCUCACCACCUGCCCCCUGGCCACAGGGGUGGAGCAGGAGAAGCUGCGCUGUGACUUUGAGAUCCUUGAAGUCCCCUGGAAGAAUUCCACCGAGCUUCUGAAGCACAAAUGUAUGCAGCAGUGACUGACCCCAGGGCCAGCACCAGAGGGGCUGCACACAGGGUGGAGGGCACUGCUGGGCCCCAGGCCACAUGGGCUGCAAUAAACAACCAGCGCUGCUUCUUGCAUUGGUGUCUCCCGU